Messenger RNA from Magnolia sinica, 3919 nucleotides. RefSeq names its product exportin-T. The transcript has 15 exons. Lineage: Eukaryota; Viridiplantae; Streptophyta; Magnoliopsida; Magnoliales; Magnoliaceae. The record is from RefSeq and is a predicted model, not a curated record. The coding region runs from base 492 to 3467 and encodes 991 amino acids. Gene Ontology annotation, cellular component: nuclear matrix; cytoplasm; nuclear pore. Gene Ontology annotation, biological process: tRNA re-export from nucleus. Gene Ontology annotation, molecular function: small GTPase binding; tRNA binding.
AGCUUCCCGUCGCAGGAAAGGUUUCGCAGGCAAUCCGCGUCCCGUAUAAAAUCCCUACUUGCAGUCCUCUUCCACGUCUUCUCGCAAAAUCCGCCAAACGCCUCUCUCUCUCUCUCUCGAAAAGCUGAAAAACUCGCAAUUAAAAAAAAAAAAAAAACAGAAACCCUAAUAAUAAAAGAUAAGAUCAAUCAAACGGCGCUCCCAUCUCGUCGAUCUCGACCCUCCAUUACUCAUCCAACGAUCCUUCUUUUCCACCAUUUUAUCACCUUUUGUCUCGAUUUUUUUUUUUUUUUUCCCGUUUUUCCUUUCUUCAAUCCAUUCAUUUCGAUAUCCAAACAAGGCCAAUUCCUCCACUCUGCAGCAAAAAAAGGAGAGUUUAUUUUUCGUUUCUUCUACGGUAGGGUUUUAUGCCCUUUUUCUUUUGCUGUUUCUAGGGUUUUAGUAUCUUUCUAGGGUUUUAGACUCAUAUCUAGGGUUUUAGGGUUCUUCCGAUGGAUGACAUCGAGAAGGCGAUUCUCUUCAGCUUCGAUGAAUCGGGGACUAUCGAUCCUGCCCUCAAAUCGCAGGCGGCCUCCUACUGCCACCAGCUCAAGCAAACCCCAUCCAUUUGCCUCAUCUGCAUCGAUCGCCUCUCCUUCACCAAGUUCGCCCAGGUCCAGUUCUGGUGUCUCCAGACGCUACACGAAUCCUUGCGCCUGCGCUACUCCUCAUUGUCCCCUGACGAGAAAACCCACAUCCGCAAAUCCCUAUUCUCCAUUGCUGCUCCACCACCUGACUCUCAGCCCGCAACUUCUGUCAGACUCUCCGAUUCCCCUGCCUUCAUCAAGAACAAGUUUGCACAGGUCUACGUGACCCUAAUCUAUUUUGAGUACCCAUCGAUAUGGUCUUCAGCGUUUCUUGAUCUGCUGUCAAGGCUUGUGGAUGGCCCGCCACUGAUUGACAUGUUCUGUCGAGUUUUGAAUUCGCUGGACGAUGAGCUGAUCAGCUUGGACUACCCACGGACUACGGACGAGAUUGCUGCUGCGGCCCGCAUCAAGGAUUCGAUGCGGCAGCAGUGUGUCCCACAGAUUGUCCAUGCAUGGUACGACAUUGUCUUUUCUUACAAGAAUUCAGACCCUGAUUUGGCUGCGGCCGUCUUAGAUACGAUGCGGAGAUAUAUAACAUGGAUUGACAUUGGAUUGAUUGCGAAUAAUGCUUUUGUGCCCCUGCUUUUUGAGCUUAUUCUGCUUGACGGGCAGUUGGAGCAGCUACGGGCUGCUGCUGCAGGGUGCGUUCUGGCAAUCGUCUUGAAGCGGAUGGAUCCCCAACCCAAGCUCUCGCUCCUGCAGAGCCUUCAGAUCAGUAGGGUCUUUAAUCUUGUUGCCGGGGAUUCUGAUUCUGGGUUGGUCUCAAAGCUGGCGGCUCUAGUUACUGGGUAUGCAGCUGAAGUUCUAGACUGUUCUAAGCGUUUGGAAUCUGGGGAGGCUAAGGGCAUUUCCAUGGAACUUCUCGAUGAAGUCUUGCCCACCGUCUUUUAUGUAAUGCAGAGUUGUGAAUUGGAUUCGGCAUUCAAUAUUGUCCAAUUCUUGUCGAGUUAUGUUGCCACAAUGAAGACCUUGUUGCCUUUGAGAGAGAAGCAGUUCGUUCAUGUGGGCCAGAUAUUGGAGGUGAUCAGGGCACGAAUAUGUUAUGAUCCAGCAUGCAGAGAUAGUCUAAAUCUGCCCGAUAAGAUUGGUCGAGAAGAGGAGGAGAGGAUGAUGGAAUAUCGCAAGGAUUUGUUUGUAUUGCUUCGUACGGUAAGCCGUGCUGCUCCGGAUGUCACCCAGAUAUUUAUUAGGAAUACAUUAACUAGGGUGAUCAGUUCUUCUGAGAGGGGUGUUGAGGAGGUUGAAGCUGCUCUUUCUCUUUUCUAUGCGCUCGGAGAGUCAAUAGGUGAAGAGGGUAUGCGGACGGGCAGUGGGCUGUUGGGAGAACUAGUCCCGAUGCUCUUGUCGGCGCGCUUUUCGUGCCAUUCGCAUCGUGUGGUGGCGCUCGUGUAUUUAGAGACAGUAACCAGAUAUGUGAAGUUCGUACAGGAGAAUGCACAGUAUAUACCUCUUGUGUUGGCUGCCUUUCUUGAUGAAAGGGGUAUACACCAUCCGAAUCCCAAUGUCAGCCGGCGGGCGAGUUAUCUCUUCAUGAGAGUUGUGAAAUUGCUUAAAGCGAAGCUCGUGCCUUUCAUAGAGAAAAUAUUGCAGAGUCUUCAGGAUACAGUGGCUCGAUUUACAGGUUUAGACUGGAUAUCAAAAGAGAUAAAGUGCUCAUCAUCUGAAGAUGGUAGUCACAUAUUUGAGGCAAUUGGUUUGUUGAUUGGAAUGGAAGAUGUAUCACCUGAAAAGCAGUCAGAGUACCUUUCAGCAUUGCUCAUUCCUCUUUGUCGACAGGUUGAGUUGCUGCUCAUGGAUGCCAAAGUACAGAGUCUGGAAGAAUCUUCUGCAAAAGUUGCCAGUAUCCAGCAAGGAAUCAUGGCAAUCAAUGCACUGAGCAAGGGCUUUAGCGAGCGGCUCGUUACAGCUAGUCGUCCUGCGAUCGGUGCCAUGUUUAAGCAGACACUGGAUGUCCUCCUGCAGAUUCUUGUGGUGUUUCCUAAGGUCGAGCCUUUACGGAAUAAGGUCACAUCGUUUCUCCACCGCAUGGUUGACACUUUAGGUGCAUCUGUAUUUCCUUACCUUCCUAAGGCCCUGGAGCAAUUGCUUUCUGAAAGCGAGCCAAAACAAAUGGCUGGUUUUCUCGUAUUAAUCAAUCAGCUUAUAUGCAAGUUUAAUAGUUCACUACGUGAUAUUCUGGAGGAGAUUUUCCCUGCUAUUGCUAGUAGAGUAUUUCACGUUCUCCCAACGGAUGCAUUUCCAUCAGGACCUGGCAGCAAUACUGAGGAAAUUCGAGAGCUACAAGAGCUUCAGCGGACACUGUAUACGUUUCUUCAUGUUAUGACCACACACAAUCUGUCUUCAGUUUUCCUUGCCCCUAAUAGCAGGGGGUAUUUGGAUCCAAUAAUGCAGUUGCUUUUUCAUACUUCUUGCAGUCAUAGGGAUAUACUUGUAAGGAAGGCGUGUGUACAGAUAUUCAUUAGAUUGAUUAAAGACUGGUGCACCCAAUCCAAUGGUGAAGAAAGGGUACCUGGUUUCCAGACCUUUAUCAUUGAGACUUUUGCAACCAACUGUUGUUUAUACAGUGUCCUCGACAAGUCUUUUGAGUUCCGUGAUGCAAACACUCUUGUUCUCUUUGGAGAAAUUGUGACAGCUCAGAAAGUAAUGUAUGAAAAGUUUGGGGAUGUUUUUCUCAUACAUUUUGUGUCGAAAGGUUUCUCAGCUGCACACUGCCCGCGAGAUUUAGCCGAGCAAUACUGUCAAAAGUUGAAGGGAAGUGACAUCACUGCCCUGAAAUUGUUCUACCAAUCCCUGAUCGAGAAUUUGAGACGCCAACAGAAUGGAAGCCUCGUUUUCAGAUAACAUCUUGCCAGAAGGCUCUAUGGAAACAAAUACCAUUGACGAAUACUCCCCGUUUUCUGGAGUCUUCGGCGGUGAACACCAUUUUGAAUCGAUAGAGGAUGCUUCUUUUUCUGUAUAUAACAGUUGCGUGGCUCUUCGAGAUAAUGCAAGGUGUAAAUUACCGGCAACGGUUUCAUUUGAGUUUGCGGAAGUGUAAGCGUUUGUUGACGGCUGUAGGUGAGUGUAAAAUCGAGGGUGUGCCAAUAAGAGGUUCAUUGUAUAUUCUUAUAUCGUUUAAAACUCUUGUUUUAUUGAGCUUCCACCUAAUAAUGUUUUAUCUUUUCCCUUCUUUUUUUUCCUCGUUAUUGUUUUUCGUUUUAUAUACGGUGUGUUGACAUGAUCGCCACAUGUCUACUGUGAUCGCAUUAUCUGGAAGAGGAGACCAAGGAAACAGAGACAAAUUCGUUUUGUUU